Molecule: messenger RNA, 990 nt
Organism: Ixodes scapularis (black-legged tick)
Lineage: Eukaryota; Metazoa; Arthropoda; Arachnida; Ixodida; Ixodidae
Product: transcription initiation factor TFIID subunit 9B
Exons: 6
Coding region: 57-968 (303 amino acids)
Biological process (GO): RNA polymerase II preinitiation complex assembly; DNA-templated transcription initiation
Cellular component (GO): transcription factor TFIID complex; SAGA complex
Molecular function (GO): transcription coactivator activity; protein heterodimerization activity; RNA polymerase II general transcription initiation factor activity
Source: RefSeq, a predicted model, not a curated record
UUACCUUGUGUAUAUUACUCUAUGGUGGUGUCUUUGCGACCUCCUUGUUACCGAAGAUGUCGGCUGCAAAGAGCACUCCGAAAGAUGCCCAAGUUAUGGGUGCAAUCUUGAAAGACAUGGGGAUCACCGAGUACGAACCCAGAGUCAUCAACCAGAUGCUCGAGUUCACGUACCGUUACGUAACCAAUAUCUUGGACGAUGCUAGGCUCUUCUCUGCCCACGCCAAAAAGCGGGUCGUGGACGUUGACGACGUUCGCCUGGCCAUCCAGAUGCAAGCGGACAAGAGCUUCACUUCACCGCCGCCCAGAGAUCUUUUGAUGGAAAUAGCGCGGCAGAAGAACAGCACCCCGCUGCCGCUGAUCAAAGCCAACGCCGGUCCCAGACUGCCCCCCGACAGAUACAGUUUGACAGCGUGUAACUAUCGCUUCAAGUCCGCCAAGAAGCCUAGGAUUCAAGUGGGACUUCCUACCCAGCUCAGCUUGUCUUCCAUGCAAGGAAAUUCCGGUUCUGGCUUCUCUAAGGUGAACCCUGUGCUAAGCUUGUGCAGCAAGACAGGGGCCACGCUUGCAGUUGUUUCAAGGCCGUCGUCUACACCCACAGUGACUAUCGUCUCUCGACCAGCCAACAAGUCCCAUCCCACACCCAUCAUCAAGCUCUCCCAAAGACCACCCCUGACCUUGAGCACGGCGGUGUCCUCGGGGACCGCGGUCUCUUCAGUCACGCCAGUGAGCAGCGCCGCACAGGUGGCGGCAAUGUCCACGGUCCUGGUCACAUCAGCGUCGUCCGUCACGGCACCCACUUUAACACCUGUGGGCGGAGUGGGUCCCCCCAGUGUGGUUACGACCAGCGCCAUGGGAACGGGGCUUCAGACGGGCAUGUUGCCCGUCGACAACAUCAAGAGCGAGAACGCGGAUGCCGACCAAAAGAGGAAGAGGGAGGAUGACGACUACGACACCGACCGAGAAUAAAAGCAGGCUCAUUCACACGAGA